Messenger RNA from Scomber scombrus (Atlantic mackerel), 6749 nucleotides. It is a transcript of the gene scube1, whose product is annotated as signal peptide, CUB domain, EGF-like 1. Gene Ontology annotation, cellular component: cell surface. The transcript has 23 exons. Gene Ontology annotation, molecular function: calcium ion binding. Lineage: Eukaryota; Metazoa; Chordata; Actinopteri; Scombriformes; Scombridae. Bases 50 to 3112 code for a protein of 1020 amino acids. Gene Ontology annotation, biological process: signal transduction. The record is from RefSeq and is a predicted model, not a curated record.
GUCCAAACCCCCAGAAAAGCCCUGCUGAAUCCUCACACCGUCUGUCAGCAUGGGGAGCGCUUGUUUUUCCCGGGACGUUUGUUUGUUUAUCCUCCUCAUAAAUACUUGCAGGGUGAUGGGGAAUGUCGGACUCGCAGAUGCAGACGAGUGUGCGGAGGGUUCAGAUGACUGCCACAUUGACGCCCUCUGCCAGAACACGGCCAAGUCCUUCAACUGCAUCUGCAAGCCAGGCUACAAGGGAGACGGCAAGCAGUGCGAGGACAUGGACGAGUGCGAGAACGACUACAAUGGGGGCUGCGUCCACGAAUGCAUCAACAUACCGGGCAACUACAGAUGCACCUGCUACGAUGGAUUCAUGCUGGCCCACGACGGACACAACUGUCUGGAUGUGGACGAGUGUCUGGACAACAACGGCGGGUGCCAGCAAGUGUGUGUCAACACCAUGGGGAGCUACGAGUGCCAGUGCACACACGGAUUCUUCCUCAGCGACAACCAGCAUACCUGCAUCCACCGCUCCGACGAGGGGAUGAACUGCAUGAACAAGGACCACGGCUGCGGCCACAUCUGCAGAGAAGCCCCGGGCAAAGGUGGGGUGUCGUGCGAGUGCCGCCCCGGGUUCGAACUGGCCAAGAACCAGAAAGACUGUACACUGACUUGUAACUAUGGAAACGGCGGCUGCCAGCACACUUGCGACGACACGGACACGGGGCCGGUGUGUGGCUGCCACCAGAAGUACGCCCUGCACUCAGACAGCAAGACCUGCAUCGAGAAAGAUGAGGCUGCAAUUGAGAGCUCUGAGUUCAAUGCCACGUCAGUAGCUGAUGUGGACAAGCGGGUGAAACGGCGGCUACUUAUGGAAACCUGCGCCGUGAACAACGGCGGCUGCGAUCGGACAUGUAAAGACACGGCCACAGGGGUGCGCUGCAGCUGCCCCGUUGGUUUCACCCUGCAGCCCGACGGCAAAACCUGCAAAGACAUUGAUGAAUGCCAGGAGAACAACGGCGGCUGCGAUCACUUCUGCAAGAACACCGUGGGCUCCUUCGAAUGCAGCUGCCAGAAAGGCCACAAACUGCUCACCGAUGAACGGUCGUGCCAAGACAUCGACGAGUGCUCCUUCGAGAGAACCUGCGACCACACCUGCAUCAACUACCCGGGCAGCUUUGAGUGCGUGUGCAACAAGGGUUAUAUCCUGUACGGCCUCACUCACUGUGGAGACAUCGAUGAGUGCAGCAUCAACAACGGGAGCUGUGAGUACAACUGCAUUAACACCCAGGGCGGCUACGAGUGUGUGUGUCCGCCUGGACAGAAACUCCACUGGAACAAGAAAGAUUGCAUCGAGGCGGUGAAGUGUCUGCCCAAUGGGAAGCCAGCACCUCGAGCACAGCUGACCUGCACCAAGAGCGGAGGGGCAGAGGUCUGCUCGCUGUCCUGCCCCUCCAACGCACUCUUCCUCGCAGACUCAGAGAACAGCUACACACUGAGCUGUGGAGUGCCCGUCCAGUCUGGUAAAGCUCCUCAGAAGAGAAAUGCCACCACUGCUUUACCCACCUGUGCAGACACUCUGGCCCCACCCAUCAAACAGAAGGCCAGGUUCAAGAUCAAAGAUGCCAAGUGUCACCUGAGACCUCGCAACAAGGAGAAACACAGAGAUUCAACCAGGCAGAACCUGCAAGGUGGCCAGUUCCCCUGUACCGACGACUGCCAAGUGACUUUCGUCAAUCUCAAAUGCGACUCGUCCAAGAAACGCAGACGAGGACGCAAAUCUCCUUCCAAAGAAGUUUCCCACAUCACGGCCGAGUUUGAGAUGGAGAUGAAGGAGGAGGAAGCCUCAGACUCCUGUAAUCUGGACUGUGUGCGGGAGAAGAUGAAGCAGAAGCUGCAGAGCGCCAUGAGGACGCUCAGGAAGUCCAUCACCAAACAGCAGUUCUACAUCCAGUUCUCUGGGACUGAGUACGAGGUGGCGCAGAAACCAUCCAGGGUACCAGAGGGCGUCGAGGCCUGCAGCACGGGACAAGUCCUACGAGAGGGGAAGUGUGCGAGUUGCGGUGUGGGGACGUAUUACAGCGGGGAGCAGGAACAGUGUGUCCAGUGUCAUCCUGGUACGUACCAGGACACGGUGGGUCAGCUGUCCUGUGAACCGUGUCCCAGCACUGAAGGACAGGGCAUCGCUGGCGCCAAGAAUGUGUCUCAGUGUGGAGGUCAGUGUCCUGCAGGUCAUUUCUCUAUUGAUGGGUUCCGUCCAUGCCAGCAGUGCACGCUGGGCUCCUACCAGCCAGAACCAGGCCGUGUCCUCUGCUUCCCCUGUGGAGGAGGACUCAUGACCAAGUAUGAAGGAUCUGUCACCUUCAGGGACUGUGAGGCUAAAGUGCACUGUGCUCCUGGUCAUUACUACAACUCCAGCACUCACCGCUGCAUCCGCUGCCCAGCAGGAACCUACCAGUCUGAUUUCGGGCAGAAUUACUGCAUCACCUGUCCCGGGAACACCACCACUGACUUCGACGGUGCCACCAACGUCUCCCACUGCAAAAACCAGCUGUGUGGAGGUGAGCUGGGGGAGUACACAGGCUACAUCGAGUCUCCCAACUACCCCGGAGACUACCCGUCCAAUGUGGACUGUGUCUGGACCAUCAACCCGCCACACAAGAGGCGGAUUCUCAUCGUGGUACCAGAGAUCUUCCUCCCCAUCGAGGAUGAGUGCGGAGACGUGCUGGUCAUGAGGAAGAGCGCUGUUCCCACCUCCAUCACCACCUAUGAGACAUGUCAGACCUACGAGCGGCCGAUCGCCUUCACCUCUCGCUCUCGCAAGCUCUGGAUCCAGUUCAAGACGAACGAGGGGAACAGCGGCAAAGGGUUCCAAGUUCCAUAUGUGACCUACGAUGAGGACUACCAGCAGCUGAUAGAGGACAUAGUGAGAGAUGGUAGACUGUACGCCUCAGAGAACCACCAGGAAAUCCUGAAGGACAAGAAGCUGAUAAAGGCCCUGUUUGACGUGCUGGCCCACCCCCAGAACUACUUCAGGUACACAGCACAGGAGUCCAAAGAGAUGUUCCCUCGCUCCUUCAUCAAGCUGCUGCGCUCCAAAGUCACCAGGUUCCUACGGCCGUACAAAUAGACGGAACCUCUCCGCUGCCCUGUUAAAGACCCCUCCCCCCUCCUCUACUUCCCCCUGCCUCUGUCAGCACAUUGACGUACCAGUUCUAUGACUGUCUUCUUUUUCCCGUGUUUGUCACAUGAUGCCUUUCCUCAUCUUUGACCCCUUUAACUAGUAACACAUCAUUAACCGCUCCUCCUCUCAUCCAGUAACGCUGCUCUCUCUGUAAGGUUUGACCGAUAUGGUUUUUUUUUAAAGGCCAGUGCCAAUAUUUUUUUAUAAUGUAGCAGAAUAUACAUGACGUGAUAUAUUGUGUGUAUAUAUUGUUUCCUUCAAUUUGAUCCUUUUUUUUUAUACCAAACAUUUACAAGUAUUGAGGUUUGUUUUUCUCCCAGUUGGGAUAAUGAUAGAAAAAAAUACACCUUCUACAUAUGGUAGGUGCAAUAUCUGCCCACUUUGGUGUUGCAGGUUUAAUAUUGAGUAAAAAUCAAACUAUAAAAUACUACAGAUGUGUUAAUAAUCAGAAAACUAACAAUAUCAUACAAAGUUAAGUAUCAUAAAUGUUUUACCAACCUGUAGUCAGAGGAAGAAGCUGCAUCAGAUCACUGGCUGGGUGUAGUUACAAGAAUGCUCACUGUUUGUUUAUAUGAACUGUUUGUUCAUGCUUUACUCAUCAGUAAUAUGCUGUUUUACUGCAUGAAUGGAAAGAACUUUGGGUUGCCUGGUUUGAACACAUGUUAAGGCCAAUGAAGCUUUCUUUGUCUCCUAGCUCAAAAGUUCAAAAGUGCAAAUCAAGCAGCAUUUCAACCUGGACAGUCUCAAGUUUGUCUUUGUCAUGCAUUAAAAGUAGUAUUUAUUUAUCUGUAAAGCAUGAAUAAAUCAUGCAUUAGCUCCUCCUGGAGUUAUUUAGGUACAUGUUAUUGUUAAAUGAUCCCCCCCCCCCAGUAUUUAAUAAAGGCCAGUAUCAGCAAACCAAUAUAUCGGUCAAACCCUAUGUCUGCACACCAUCUAUUAAAUCUUCAUCUCUUCCAGUCAUUUUCCACGUCUGUACCUUUCUUCCUUUCGCUCCUCUGCUUUUAUUUUUUAUUUUUUUUGCUCCGCUUUGUUUUCUGUGUUGUUUUUUAUGUUUUUGUGAUAUUUAUACUGAACAUGUCAGAACUUGCAGAAGCCCACAUCACAGACGUUCUAGAUAGAUGUACAGAUGUGCGAGACGAGUAAUGUUUGUGUGGAUAUGCACAGGUGUACAUGCAUGAUGUGUUAGGAUGUAGAGGCCCACACAGUGUACAUGGAUGUAUUCCCCGAAUUUGGAUUUCUAUAUUUGCCCCCCCCCCCCCCCCCCCCCCUCCUCUCCACCACCAAGAUGUGCACGAGACAGAGAUGAGAAAAAACAAUCUGUGCACUUAAAACACAUUUGAAAUAUGGAAAAAUGAAUUCAAAGAAAUGUCAAAGAGGGGUGCUUUAGCCAUUGGAGCACAGGGAAAGAUUAAAUGGGAUGAAUCACAAAGUCUAUAUUGUAAUUUUUUUUUUUUUUUUAAAUAAAAAAAAAAAAAAAGAUAUAUAACAAGAUGAGAUAAACUACCUGCAAGUAACAGAUUGUUACUUUAGAGUGAAAUGUAUGUGAUGUAACUAAUAUUUGGAACGUUAAUUGCACUUGAAUUUUAUAUUUUAAACUGUAGGAGAAAAAAAAAAAGAAUCUAAGUUACGUAUUUGUUACCUUUUUUUGUGUUGUUUGAAAUGUGCCACGUUUUGGCGUUGAGGAUAGAGAGAGAGAAAAAAAAAAAGCGUUGCGUCUCCUCUUAUCGCUCCCACUCCGUAGCUUGCAGUUACCCUAAAAUCUCUGUUACCGCAGCUUCAACCCCCAUUCACACACACACACACACACACACACACAUACAUACAUGAGGAAACAUCUCAAAACCUGACUGUAUGUUAAACUAAAGCGCACAGAGAAAAAGACAGCGUAUGCAUGGGAUCAUCUACAGUUACAGCUCCAUACAUCUCCCACAGCUGCCAGAGAGAGGAAGCGCCUCCAUUAACGGCUUCUUGUAUGAUGGCGCUCCAUACAUACUACUAUAUACCUGCUUCAAAUAUCUGCAUUCACCCCAGAUGCAAUCACUUUUCAUUAAACAGGAAGUAUGGUGGGUGUUUACUCUGCUUUUUCUUUUAUAACCCGACUAAAUGUUUCUGUGUCAUUCCCGUUGGUACUAAUAUGUCUAUGAAAUCCUUUUACCGCAUACUGAAGAUUGGACGCUAUAUCUGCACAAUGCGACUGGAGUUGAAAAGCGUAUGUUGUGACUGUGAGUGUUGGUCUGAAGGUGAAUGUAGUGGCAGGGACACGGUCUGAAUAAGAGUGUCUUGUGUGUCCAUAGCACUUGCAGCUCAACUGUUAGCCAGUGAACUAUAUCUCUAUGUUAUUUUGUUCCUAAAGAAAAGAUAAGAAAAGAAAAGCAAGUUCCCCCCCCUGACAGAAUAUAAAGAUGCAUUUAAUUGCGGUAGAGCUCGUGUAAUAUCCCUCACUGGUGUUACAGCUUCUAGUCUUUGUGCUGUGCACAAGGAAGAUGAGGAAGUCUCAGUGCUAGUUAAGAGAGUUUAGAUUAUAGAACCAUACUGGAGGUCUUUUGUGUGUUUUAGCCCUUUAACUGCAAAUUGUGUGCACUGUUAGUCUACUCUAGUACAAGUACACUGAAAAUCAACUGUAGGAAACGUGCAGCAUACUUGAGAUAAAUAAUACAUCACUGUGAACAAUUCCCUGAUUUCAUGUUUCUGUCAUACAGCUUAACUGUUUUUCUUCAGUGUGUUUGGUGUGUUUGAUGACAUACUAAAACAUACGUACAUAAUUAAACAGCAACUUUUUAAAUUAAGCCAAUUGAACCAAAACCUCCCGUUUCUAUAUUUUCCUUCCUGCUCAAUCCUGCUAAAUACUCAAUACUUCAUAACUUCCCUACUCUGUCUGCAGCUGUUAGUCCCAAUCCCAACAGUUCCUACUGAACAUGUAACUCUUCAGAUACAACUCAUAAAUACAUGUUUUCUUUUUUUUUUUUAAGGCUCAAUAAUUCCCUAAAACAGCUGCUCACUGUAGUUUUGAUCAAACUUAACAGUAAAAGGAGGAAAUAUUACAUUUAUUGGGGACUAUUUUAAUCCACAUGUGGUGCUUUAGGGAGCAGCAGGACAAAGUGUGUGUGAUUGAAUUAAAAAAAACUAAAGUAUGUGUGUUCAUGGUAAUGGAGGAACAUGUCUCCAAGUACAACAGUGUAUCUCACUGACUGCUGUUUACAUUUUGGACAACGCACACGAUACUUGUUAGUAGAUCAAUUAAAAAAAUAUGGAAUAUCAGCAGAUUUGGACAGAUUUAAUGAAACACACCCUCUGUACUACCCAGCUGAUUACUGUCCUGGCUGUCAGUGUAAUAUUACACAAAGAUAAUCCAUUUUACCUCAUUAAACCUGAUCUGACUUGUCUUCACAGAAUCCCCUGAUUUGAUAAUAGCGUCUCUAUGCUCUGAAAACAGUGUUGCUGCAUCGCUCAUAUUGUUCCUGGUAACACAUGUUCUGAUUGUUUUCACUUCAUUUAAUCAAACUGUGUUUGGCACUUUGGGAAAUAAGAUAUUAGCAACUGCUAGCCAAGAUUACAGUAGAAAGCACCACAUGAAAAUGGAAUU